This is a messenger RNA of Chara braunii, 4229 nucleotides long. The record is from the annotation of a GenBank genome assembly. NCBI's taxonomy places the organism in Eukaryota, Viridiplantae, Streptophyta, Charophyceae, Charales, Characeae.
UGCAGCGAGCAGCUCACGACUCGCGAGGAUGUUGUGUCCUCUCUUCUCGACUUGAGCAUGCUCCAGGCUCGUCAGGAGCGACUCACCCUCUAUGUCGCUGCACUGUGUCGCCUUCUCGCCAUCCUCUCUGACCCUGAUCGCACCCUCCCGAUCAUCCCAGUACGACUCGGGACCUCCACGAGGGUGUACUCCGCGCUGUGGGAUUUCGGUUCUCAGGGCGACUUCAUUCACCCACGCGUGGUGAAAGAAGCUCGCUUACCCACGACAGGGUCUCCAACUCCCAUCUCCGUUACCUUAGGGGAUGACAAGACCCGGCGCUUCUUCGAUCAGACGGUCACCGACCUCCCUUUCUUCCUCACUCUCGAGCCGACUGAUCGUUCCCCGGCGUCUCGUCGCCACCGCUCCUCUGCACAUUUUGAUGUGAUGGAGACGGGGUACGACUUCAUUCUCGGCACUCCGUGGUCUCGUCGGUUCCGCAGCACCGAGGCCGAUUGGGCGACCAACACUCUCGUUCUCAAAACGAAGUGUGGACAGACAUAUCGCGUACCUUUCAUAGGUACCACUGCGACACCGCGCCCUGAUCCUCCUCUCCCGGAGCCUUCUGUGCCCACACCAUCUCCUUCUAUCACUGUCACUUCGCCUCGGCAGUUCGCCCACUUCAUCCGACAGGACGACGUCACCUUCUUUAUGGUGAACAUGACGGAUCUCUUACACUAUGAUCCACCCUGUCCCGACGCCGAGCUCCUCCCUCUGGAGCCAGAUCCUCCUUCUAUCUCCAUGGCUCCCAUCUUUACUUCCGUCCCUCCGCCGUCCGUCGAGUCCACCUCGUCGUCGCGCGCUGACGCUGAGGAACUCGCACGAUAUACGGCUGACUUGGAGCCCGCAGUUCGUGACCUCAUCCGAGAGUACCACGACGUUUUUCCAUCGUCGUUCUCGUACGCCGGCAUCCCACCGAUGCGUGACGUCGAGCACUCCAUUCAGCUUGUGCCUGACUAUCGUGUUCACCACCAGGCACCCUACAGACUCUCGAUCCCCGAGGCCACCGAACUCAAGCGUCGGCUUGAGGAGCUCUUGACACUGGGUUUCAUUAAACCCAGCAACUCCCCGUGGGGUGCACCCGUCCUCUUUGCUCGCAAAGCGGACGGAACUCUCCGUCUCUGCAUCGACUAUCGCGGUCUCAACCUCUACACGGUUAAGAACAGCUACCUCAUGCCUCGUUCCGAUGAGCUGUUUGACCGCCUAGCAGGCAACCGCUUCUUUACGAAGAUUGAUCUUCGUAGCGGUUACCAUCAAAUCCGCGUCGCUGCAACCGACCAGCCGAAGACCGUGUUCCGAUCGCAAUUCGGCCACUAUGAGUUCACGGUGAUGCCAUUCGGCCUCACUAAUGCUCCCGCUACCUUUCAGAGGGCGAUGAAUGACAUCUUCAGGGACAUCCUGGAGCAGUACAUUCUCGUCUACCUCGACGAUAUCCUGGUCUACAGUCGUACCCUUGAGGAGCACCUCAGACACCUCCGCGACGUCCUUGACCGCUUGUGCAGACAUGACUUCUACGCCAAGCUGAGAAAGUGCCGCUUUGCCCAGCACAAAGUGGAUUUCUUAGGACACUACGUGUUUUACCAGGGUCUCCACAUGGACGACGUGAAGAUCACUGCUAUUGCGGAGUGGCCCACCCCCAUAUCCGCCAAGCAGCUUCGCAGCUUCCUAGGCCUGACCAGCUACUAUAGUAACUUCAUUCGGGGAUACGCUAGGUAUUCCUACGUCCUUACCUCCACCCUCCUCCGGAAGAACCCACCCUGGGCUUGGACACCCCUCCACGAGGACGCCUUCCUCGCCCUCAAGAAGGCGGUGACAUGCGCACCGGUUCUUCACCCACCCGAUUUUGACCGCCCUUUUAUCCUUACCACGUCAGACUUUGUUGUAAGAGCAGUGCUUUCUCAAGUCUUCCCUUCAUCUCCUGAUUCCUCUCAUCCUCGUAUCCCUCGCUUCCCACCAUCUACCCCUACCACUGCUUCCCGACUGACGCCUACUCGUCCAGCUACUGACGAACCCUCUAUUGACUAUUCUCCUACCAUCGCCGAGGACGGCACUGUCGAGUCUCGCUCAGGUGAUUGUCCGAUAGCCUUCUACUUCCGUCAGCUUCUGCCCGCCGAGAUAAACUACACUGCAGAUGAACAAAAGGUUCUCGCAGUAGUUUAUGCCGCUCGGCACUGGCGUCAUUACCUGCACGGGGCACCAUUCACGGUGCGCACGGACAACUUUGUUGUCCAGGCUUUUCUGACAAAGCCGAAGUUCACUUCUCGACAGGCUCGCUGGUGGCGCGACCUAUCCGAGUUUAGUUUCACCACUGAGCACAUCAAGGGUGAGACUAAUCGGGUUGCAGAUGCCUUAUCCGGGCGCCCUGACCACAACCAGGAGCACAUCCAACUCUCUUCCAUCUCGGUCACCGCUGUCCACCACUCGGUGAUCGACGAGUUUCGCACUCAGUACCGCCACUGCCCCGACUAUCGCGACAUCCACGUGACCCUUCGGAGCGGCAAGACCGUCCCGAACUACUCUCUCGGGGACAACAGUCUUGUGUACUGGCACGGUUCACAGGGCACCAGAGAACCCCGUAUUUGCGUUCCUUCCACUGGACAGCUACGUGUCCGAGCAGUAGCAGAGUUCCAUGACCAGGCAGUUGCCGGUCAUAUGGGCUUCCACAAGACGUUGGCUCGUAUGAGCCGCCUGUACGUCUGGCCGAAGCGCAAGGACUUUGUGAAGGACUACGUCGCAGAGUGUCCCACCUGUCAGGAGGUGAACAGUGCGAACCACUUGCCUUAUGGUUUGCUCCAGCCUCUUCCUAUCCCUGAGGGUCGUUGGCAGUCCAUCUCGAUGGACUUUAUCGGUCCCUUUCGUCCUCCGACCCCUCGCGGUCAUGAUGCUAUCCUGGUCGUCGUCGACCGGUUCACGAAGCGUGCAUGCUUUGUUCCGUGCCGCUAUGCCAUCAGUGCACGUGAGGUCGCCGACAUCGUGUUUGACCGAGUCGUGCAUGACCACGGCUUACCUCUGAGCAUCAUAUCUGACCGUGACCCGCGCUUUACUAGCCGAUUCUGGCGACGGCUCCACGAGGUGUACGGCACUCAGCUCCGCUUCUCCUCGUCUUACCAUCCUCAGACCGAUGGUCACACCGAGAUCACGAACAGGACUCUCGGAGAUAUUCUCCGAAAGAUUGUUCGUGACGACCAGCAAUGGGAUCUCCAUCUUGCCCACGCGGAGAUAGCCUACAACCACGCCGUUUUGCCAGCCACGAGGAUGUCGCCUUACUAUUGCGACCUCGGCUAUCACCCGCGUGUUCCCGCGGACUUCCUUCGACCGUCCCAAAUGCACCCCGACACGAGUUGUCCCGUGCUGGAUGUUUGGGUUGCACACAUGACGUCGAUUAUGAAGACCGCACAUGAGCACAUAGCCGCUUCCCAGACUCACAUGGCAGCACGUGCGAACCGAUCGAGGAUGGAUCACCCAUUCAAGGUCGGUGAUGAUGUGCUUAUCGACGCCCGCUACUUACAGCUCGAAGCGGACACGCUUCGCAAGUUUCGGUGUCGCUUCUUUGRCCCAUGCCGCAUCCUCCAGGCCGUCGGUUCUGAUACGGCAUCUAGCCCGGUCAGCUUUCGUGUGAAGCUGCCCGACUACCUACGCBAGGCUCGUGUGCAUGAUGUCUACCACGUCUYGKUACUGBGUCCUUACYGCAGACCGUCUGAGCGUUUCGCUGGACGACCAUACGAGCACCCUCCACCCAUCAUGGUGGACGGCCACGAGGAGUUCCUCGUUUCAGACAUCAUUGGUCGUCGAGUCACCGAGGACUAUCCUCCCCACGUUGAGUAUCUCGUACAUUGGAAGGGUUCGCCUGAUGAGGAGGCUACCUGGGAGCCCCUCGAGCACUUGCAGCACGCUCGCAUGUUGGUGCGUGCUUAUGACCGUGCUCGUCGUGUUGGGUUCACUGCUCCUCCUCAGCCCACUGACCCUCCUCCUUCUCCCCCGGCUGAGGAGACCGCUGAAGUCGAGCCUGCUCCAUCUGAGGCAGACCUUCAGCAGCAGCCGGAUGCUUCUGAGCGUCCACAGCGCACUCGUCGUCGUCCUGAUCGAUACAACGAUUGACUCUGACUUACCUUCCCACGUCCUUGACUUCUUAGUACUCCAUCCACUCCAGUUUUGCUUCUUCGGCUCGUCGACGUUGCGGCUCUUCCUCGACG